Molecule: messenger RNA, 1722 nt
Organism: Talaromyces proteolyticus
Lineage: Eukaryota; Fungi; Ascomycota; Eurotiomycetes; Eurotiales; Trichocomaceae
Product: major facilitator superfamily transporter
Exons: 2
Coding region: 1-1722 (573 amino acids)
Biological process (GO): transmembrane transport
Molecular function (GO): transmembrane transporter activity
Source: RefSeq, a predicted model, not a curated record
AUGUCUGCACCUCAGGAUGCAAAUGCGACGGAUGAGCCCAAAGCACACGACCAUACGGCUGCGACCCCAGCGUCCAGUGACGAGAUUGAGAAGGCCCAGAGUCCUAGUCAGUCGGUCGACAAUCAGAAAGAUGGAGCCCAGGACAAUGAGUUGGCAUCGCAGAAAUCGGCUCCCCCUUCAGAGCAGGAAUACCCUGGACCUGUACAGGUUGCCAUCAUCAUGAGUUGCAUCCUGUCCGCAAUAUUCCUGAUGUCCCUGGACCGUACCAUCAUUGCAACAGCUAUUCCCAGGAUUACCGACGAGUUCCACAGUCUGAGCGACGUCGGAUGGUAUGGAAGUGCUUUCAGUCUUACAACCAGUUGUUUCCAGCUUCUGUGGGGAAAAGUUUAUACCUUCUAUCCAGCCAAGUAUGUCUUCCUAGCGGUGGUCGGUCUCUUUGAAAUCGGCUCUGCCAUUUGCGGCGCGGCGCCCAACUCAAUUGCCUUUAUUUUUGGACGUGCUAUUGCGGGUAUGGGCAGUGCUGGUAUCAUAUCUGGCGCGAUUGUGCUCAUGGUUUCAGCGGUACCUUUAGCAAAGCGGCCUCUUUACAAUGGUUUCUUCAGUGCUGUACUCGGUAUAUCCUCUGUGGUUGGUCCGCUUAUCGGAGGUGCUUUCACAAGUAAUGUCACCUGGCGAUGGUGCUUUUAUAUCAAUCUCCCCAUUGGUGGAGCUGCGAUGCUCGUCAUUCUCCUCACGUUGGAACCCACACCACCGGCGGCACCUGGCCUGACAAUACGACAGAAACUGGCCAAAUUAGACUUACUGGGUGAACUCCUUCUCUUCCCGUGCCUUAUUUGCUUGCUCCUUGCUCUGCAGUGGGGAGGCAGCGAGUAUCCUUGGAGUAACUGGCGCAUCGUCCUUCUGUUUGUGCUGUUCGGCGUCUUGCUGAUUGGAUGGGUCGUGAUGGAGAUGUUCACACAAGAAACGGCAACCAUACAGCUCAGAGUUAUUAAGAAUCGCAGUGUCGUUGCGGCGAUGUGGUUCACAUUCAGUCUUGCCGCGACAAUGCUCAUGCUCAUUUACUACUUGCCCAUCUGGCUUCAGGCCAUCAAGGGCAAGAGCGCCGUUACAUCAGGAAUCGAUACUCUUCCGUUGGUCAUAUCCCUCACGGUGGGCAGUACCAUGUCAGGCCAACUGGUCGGUCGUCUUGGAUAUUACACACCCUUUGCCAUGGCCUCAUCUUGCCUUCUGCCCGUUGGCGCCGGUCUCAUCUCAACUUUUAAAGUUGAUACUAGCACUGGCAUGUGGAUCGGAUACCAAAUCAUUCUGGGAUUCGCAAUUGGCCUUGGUUUGCAACAUGGUCCCAUCGCCGUUCAGACAGUCCUCGAGCCUAGGGACAUACCAAUGGGGGUCGCCCUCGUGUUUUUCUGCCAACAGCUUGGAGGCGCAAUCUUUGUGUCUGUUGGUCAAAAUGUUUUUAACACUAAGCUUAUUGCUGGUCUGACAGAGGUUGUCAAGAAUCUAAACCCACAUGAUAUCCUCAACGCUGGUGUGACAGAACUUCGCGACUUUGUCCCAGCGGGAGACUUGCACGACGUACUUGUCCAGUACAACGAGGCCCUGAGAUGGGUAUUCAUCGUUAGUGUUAUCAUGGCUUGCCUCUCUGCACUUGGGUCCUUUGCCUUGGAGUGGAAGAGCGUUAAGGGUAAGGAAGGACCGCCUACGAAGGAAAAUGAUGACUAA